Molecule: messenger RNA, 1419 nt
Organism: Manis javanica (Malayan pangolin)
Lineage: Eukaryota; Metazoa; Chordata; Mammalia; Pholidota; Manidae
Gene: AMN1
Product: antagonist of mitotic exit network 1 homolog
Biological process (GO): SCF-dependent proteasomal ubiquitin-dependent protein catabolic process
Cellular component (GO): SCF ubiquitin ligase complex
Molecular function (GO): protein binding
Source: RefSeq, a predicted model, not a curated record
GCGGCUGGGCAGCCUCGCCCCUCCGUCCUCCGGGGGUCCCAGCCCUCAGCCUGGCGGCUCGGCGCCGCGCCGGUUCUGGCGUUGGCCUGUUUCUGGCGGCGCUGAGACCUUGGUAGCAGAAAACAAAACCCAAGGUGGGGCCGUGCGAAGCCCGCGGCCGAGUCCCACCCGGGCUCCGUCACCGGGGUCGAUCCGAUUCUCCGAGGCAGCCGGAUCCCUGAUGGCGGUUCCUGGGUUCAGCCCCCAGCUCUGCCAUCCGCCAGCUGAGCGACCACGGGAGAGUUACUGCACCUCUCUGCCGCGUUCUUGAUCUAUAAAAUGCCUUUGGUGCUUCAUGAAGAAUAUUUCCAGAUACAUCGCUGACAUUAAACCUUUACCUCCCAACAUAAAAGACAGACUAAUUAAAAUAAUGAGCGUGCAAGGCCAGAUAACAGAUGCAAAUAUAAGUGAGAUUUUACACCCUGAAGUCCAAACUCUAGAUCUACGCAGCUGUGAUAUUUCAGACACUGCUCUCCUGCACCUGUGUAACUGCAGAAGACUGAAGAAAUUAAAUUUAAGUUCCUCAAAAGAAAACAGAAUGUCCAUAACUUCAAAAGGAGUAAAAGCUGUGGCUUCGUCUUGCUCACACCUGCGCGAAGCCUCUCUGAAACGGUGCUGCCGUCUCACGGAUGAAGGCGUCCUGGCUCUUGCACUCAACUGCCAGCUGCUAAAGAUCAUUGAUUUAGGGGGCUGCUUAGGCAUUACCGAUGUGUCCUUACAUGCAUUAGGGGAAAACUGCCCAUUUUUGCAGUGUGUUGAUUUUUCAGCUACUCAGGUGUCCGAUAACGGUGUGGCUGCACUUGUGAGUGGACCCUGUGCCAAGAAACUAGAGGAGAUUCAUAUGGGACAUUGUGUGAAUCUGACUGAUGAGGCUGUAGAAGCUGUCCUGACUCGCUGUCCCCAGAUACAUAUAUUGCUCUUCCAUGGAUGCCCCCUGAUAACAGAUCAUUCACGAGAAGUCUUGGAGCAAUUAGUAGGCCCGAACAAACUAAAGCAGGUCACUUGGACUGUUUAUUGAUACCUGUUGAAGCUUAUCAAAGCUAUGAUCUUCAUACUACUUUCCCAGAAGACAGUUGUCUUGAAGGCUGGCUUUCCAGUAAUGUGGUUUGUGCUUUGAAGUUAACCAGACUCUUAAACAUUUUAAUAGUGCUAUUAUUCUAUGUUUGUUCGUGAGUCAUUGUUUUUGAAAUGGGAAUCCUAGCAUGCCCUCUGAUGUAUGGCGGGGAAGAGGGAAGUGGUAUUGAUUUAAGUAACAAAGUUUUAAAAUAAUUUGUUUUUCCUGGAUAUCUCCUUCUCCUACCUAGAUAUUUGAGCUGUUAGAAGAGAAAAUUACAGUAUGGAUAACCAUUAGAACUCUAAAUAAAGGUAUUUCUAAAAGCA